Cataglyphis hispanica is the source of this 2077-nucleotide messenger RNA. RefSeq names its product RING finger protein 37. Bases 308 to 1807 code for a protein of 499 amino acids. The record is from RefSeq and is a predicted model, not a curated record. NCBI's taxonomy places the organism in Eukaryota, Metazoa, Arthropoda, Insecta, Hymenoptera, Formicidae. Gene Ontology annotation, cellular component: nucleus. Gene Ontology annotation, biological process: protein polyubiquitination. Gene Ontology annotation, molecular function: ubiquitin-ubiquitin ligase activity; zinc ion binding; ubiquitin protein ligase binding. The transcript has 2 exons.
AACAGAAAGAUGGAUCUAUUCUGUAUUAUGUUACAUUUUCUGUAUUCAAUGUGAGAUAAAAUUUUACAGAAAAAAAGAAGAUUGAAAAAAAUAUAGAAAAUAGGAUCUAAGACUAAUCAGUUUGGCAAUCAAUUCAUCUAUAUUAUUGUGUAUAUUCUUAUUUUUAUUACAUAUAAAAUAUUUAUCUAUAGACUAAAGUACGAUGGUUGAAAUCAUUAAAUCUUGGUGACAAUCACUAGUUCACUAGUAUUAAGCGUGCGAUUUAAUGAUAUAUUUAUGUCAUUGAUGAUCCACAAAUAAAAAGAAAAUGCUUUUGAAUUUUUGUGAUCCUCGCUUACGUCCAGAAAUAAAAUGCAAUACCAUCAGCACGGAAGGAUACGAAGUUACCAAUUUGAUAAGCGAUUCUUGCAAAGGAUUUUUGGCAUAUUCCUGCAUUAAACCACCAGUUCACAUAGACAUCACAUUUCUUUGUAACAUCAGGAUAAAUCAUAUAUUGAUUUGGCCAUCUGUUGGAUCGCAAAAAUCAUCGGGCUUUCAACUUUAUUCUAGAAGUACAAAUGAUAUCAGCACUCCAUAUACCUUAUUAUCCAGUGGAUUUUUGAGUCCUUCUGAUGCUGGACUACUGUUUUAUCCAAAUAAUAUUGAUCCUGCAAAAAUUGACACACCAGCAAAUUUCUUAAAACGUUAUAUUAAAGUCUCAAUGCAACAUUUGACUAUGUAUGCUCAUGUUUUAAGAAUAACAGUAUGUAAAACAGAAAAGUCAGUACCAGCAUUAGGAAAGAUUGAAAUUUGGGGAACAGUGUCACCUCGUUGUGGGAAAGAUGUUGUUGCAAGUGUGUACACUUUAUGGACUAAACAGCAAUCCACAUUUUCAUUACCCAUAACUGAGUACAAAACUGGCACUACUUCUAUAAAUAUCACUGGCAACAGACAAGAGGAUAAAGCAAAGUUUGACGUUCCUGAGAGUUUCCUAGAUCCUAUUACAUGGGAGUUAAUGACUCAGCCAAUUACAUUACCUAGUGGCAAAGUAAUAGAUCAGACGACAUUAGAAAAGCAUGGCCAAAAUGAAGCUAUAUGGGGAAGACCAUUAUCGGAUCCAUUCACUGGCAUUGUAUUUAAUGAACAUCGUAAACCAAUUAUGGCAACUGCAUUGAAGUCAAGAAUUGAUAAAUUUCUAUUAGAUCAUAGUAAUUUGAAUGAAAUAAAAAGUAUACCAAGACUCUUAGGUCAUGAUUCAACUUCUGCUAUAGCAGGAGAUAGAAGGAUAACUCAAGUACCAAAGUGUGUGUUAAACAAAAACUUGUUAAAGAGAACUGUCAAAGAUGCUGAAUUAGAUGCACACAAACAAACGAUGAAUGGUUAUUCACAGCAAACAAAGAGAUAUUGCCAUCAACUGCCAGCAGUUGUUAUAUGUUCCAAACAAUCUUCUUCCAAUUCAGGAUCAAAACAAGUGACAAAAAUUUCAAGUUCCUCUAAAUUAGUUCAUAAUAAUUCUCAUAACCAUAAUAGGGAUGAUAAAUCAGAAAGAUUGGUAAUGACUGACAUUGACAGUUCCUUAGAUGGCAAUGUCAAAACUCUAUUGUCAAACAUCAAACGCUUUAGUGCACCAGAAAAAGUGGAGCUACAUAAUAUAUCUAGUGAUUGUAAAUGUUGUAAUAAUAGUAUUCUUUAUAAGCUUCCCUGUAAACAUGUAAUAUGUAGAAAAGUAUUAUUAUCUAUCAGUGUAAAUAGUCAGUGUAAAUCUUGUGGACUUUUUUAUAAAUUGAGCGACAUUGAACGAAUUCAUGAUAAUAUUUUACAUAGAUAGCAAUAAGAUUAUAAAAUAUCAUAAAUAUGUUAUAUUAUUAAUAAGAAAAUAUUUCAGUUCUUAUUGAUAUAAUUUGAGCUUCUUCACAUUUAUUAUUUGCCAAAUUUUAUCCAUAGGAAAAUAUGCAAAAUAUAUUGUAACUUCCUGAAUUAUUAGAGAUCAAUGUUACAUCAUUCAUGACAAUUCCAAUAUGACCAAUUCCAAUGAUAAGAUUGCUCGCAAUAUUUUGGCACAUACAAUAUAGUUUACAUUCACACGUAAAGUCAACAA